Molecule: messenger RNA, 531 nt
Organism: Gracilinanus agilis (Agile Gracile Mouse Opossum)
Lineage: Eukaryota; Metazoa; Chordata; Mammalia; Didelphimorphia; Didelphidae
Gene: MAL2
Product: mal, T cell differentiation protein 2
Exons: 4
Coding region: 1-531 (176 amino acids)
Biological process (GO): myelination
Cellular component (GO): membrane
Molecular function (GO): structural constituent of myelin sheath
Source: RefSeq, a predicted model, not a curated record
AUGUCGGCCGGCGGAGCGCCAAUCCCAUCGACCCCCAACCCUGCUGUGUCCUUCCCGGCACCCAGGGUCACCCUACCCGUGGGACCUGAUAUCCUCCGUACCUACUCGGGAGCCUUCGUCUGCCUGGAGAUUCUAUUUGGAGGUCUUGUCUGGAUUUUGGUAGCAUCUUCCAAUGUACCUCUACCUCUGCUUCAAGGAUGGGUGAUGUUUGUAUCAGUGACAGCUUUUUUCUUUUCCCUCCUCUUCCUGUGUGUGUUCCUUUCAGGCAUGGUGAAUAGAAUUGAUGCCAACUGGAACUUCUUGGAUUUUGCUUAUCAUUUUGUUGUGUUCGUUUUUUACUUUGGAGCUUUUCUGUUGGAAGCAGCAGCUACAUCCCUGCACAACUUACACUGCAAUGUAACCAUGAAUGUACAGCCACUUUUGAAUGACAACCAGUACAAUGUAAAUGUAGCUGCUACGAUUUUUGCCUUUGUGACAACAGCUUGUUACGGUUGCAGUCUGGCACUGGCUUUACGAAGAUGGCGACCAUAA